GGAGCUGUCGGCGGAAUACCUCUCGGCCUGGCAUUACCGCGGCGGCAGAACAGUGUGGUCACGUAGUCCCAUCGCGCCGCAUGGUGGAUGGACGUUUCUCUCGUUCGGACGCCGGAGUAAAAUGCUGUAAAGUGUGCGUCGUCGCCGUCGCACCGGAGAGGAAGGAGCGCGUGUCAACGAAGACUUGUUCCUCGUUGGACCCACUUGCACGAAUACUGGCAUUUGUCAGCUACUUGAAGGCUGUGAGCACAACUGCUGUGUGUCUGGUUUGAGCAGUGAUUGAGACACUGCUUUGAAAGAGAGAAUUUCUGAUCCAAAAUGAAGUGGACAUCUGCUACUCCCUUUAAUGAACAAGUAGGCGAGCUUACUCGUGUUUUCUCCCAAUGGAACGAAUGCGAACAGACCGUCGUUCUUUAUGCGCUGCUGCGUAUUAUACCCGCGGUACAGGCGAGGUUUCUCUCGCAGGCGAUAGAACACUCUUUGCACUCUGUAGCGGAAUUGGAUACCAAGGAGAUAAAUGCCAAUAAUCCAAAUUACAUAAAUUCGUUGUCGUCAGAGUCAACCGAAAUUGCGAUCAAUCAGCUUUUGACGCAUUUGCCCUUACUAAAACCUGGAAAUGUAGAGUGCAAGAAGAGCUAUCUGAUAGCGAUACCCGAACUAGUGAGUCAUUGUGUGAGCACGGGACAAUAUACAGAACAAACGCAGCAGCUUUUGAGCUACACUCUAAUACACCCAGCCAUAAAUGGUCACGACAGACGUCUUUUAACUCAGUGGCUUAGAGACCUGGAAGAUCGCAUUAGCAGUACGCCACCCAUUACUGGUUUCGAAGAUUAUCCAAAUACUUCAAUGAGAUGGGACAGCCCAUGGCAAAGGAACUCCAAACAGCAUAAUGAACAGUCAAAUCUGUUCAAUACACAACCAGGCGCUACAUUUAAUCUACAUUUUGCUGGAUCCAUUAACCGUCAACGUCGUUCGAAUAGCUUGACACCACCGGUAGUACCGCCACAUCACCUCGAAAUUGUUGACCGUACCAAUAACACAAACACUUCAUCCAGGCACAAGCCGCGCAGCUUUAGUGUCUCUGGAGAUCAUGCCAGCAAUAUUAUUGGUUUGGGUCCCCUAAGCCCGCAGAGUUCCUGUGCAAGUAGCGGUAGCGAGGGUCGUUUGGAUGACGCUUCGAAUCGUUCGCUCGCGAGUGGCAUGAGAGAUGUACAAUUGUGGCUUAAAACAUUACGACUUCACAAAUACAGUUAUUUGUUUGCUACCAUGAGUUAUGAGGAUAUGCUGCAGUUAACGGAAGAUCAAUUAGCGGAGCAAGGGGUUACGAAAGGUGCUAGACACAAGCUGGCUCUUUCUAUCGCUAAACUGCAGCAGCGAUACAACACACUUGUAAAUUUAGAAAAAGGUCUGGUGCAACCUAGCGCUCGCGAUGGUAUGCAAAACACAUUCUCACAGGGCCCAUCGCUGCUCAUUAACACGAUGGAAGAACUUAAAACGAUUCUGGCCACGCCUAUGAAGCCGAGUCAAGAGAGCGAUCCGCAAGAUAUUCCUGCGCAGUUUACGAAAGUGCUUGGAAAAUUAUGCAGUAGACUGGCUCUAGAAAGCGUCGAGGACGGUAUUUUGUGCGCCUACGUCAACAUUUUGGAGAAGGUGUUACAACACGAUUGUUUCACUCCGAAUCAAAAGGAGAAAGUGCAACAGUGGCGUAGCAGACUUGGCAAUCCGCGACCAACUCCGAAGUGGCAGCAUAACUACGGAUAUAAUAACAGGAGAUAUGGGAAUCCGCAGCAGCAUAGUAGGAAGCCGAGUUUGAAUAUGAACCACAUUCACAACACCCAUUCACACAAUCAGUUUAUGAUUGCUUCGCACAGAAACAGUAUAUCCACACCGUAUUUGCAAAAUAAUCAGAAUCAGAGUCAGAAUAUGAAUAACAUGAAUACGAGUAACUUGCGCGCGGUACAUACGACCGAGAAGAGACAGAGUUUGCAGGAAACUAGCAUGGAGCAAUUGCAGAAAACAUUACAACGCGCGUACAGCGCGCCACGUGAUCAUUUCGUGGGUCACUCUGCCAAUGGGGCAAACGAGACGACGGAACCGGAAAUCGAUUCUCGCCUGGAAUCUCUCUGCUUGAGAAUGACUGAACAGGCGCUCGGUGGGUUCGGCGAGGCCUAAUCUUCCAUAUUUGCGUUCCGGGAUUUAUAAGUAAGUCCCGUUCCAAAUCCUUUUUGGAUUUUAGACUCCGAAAAUCAGGAGGGAAAUUCUGUUCGCCAAAGCGCGAGUCAUCUCUAUCUCGCGCUCGCUCGUGUUUUGGCAAACAGCGUAUUUGAGUCAUCAUUUUAAAGUGAUAGUCUGCAAUGGAGACGACGCAUUUUUUUGUGUGCAAAUACCCGCGUGUACACACACUUUUGUGCUUUAAUGUCCGACCAAAUGGAAAAAAAAUGUCCGAAACGUGCGACAUUGCUGAGAAAGAUAAAAAUAAGUUUUUCUUUGAAAAUCGAAAUAUGAAACAUUUACAUACAUGUACACACAUUAUUUCUUAUUACGUCCGAGAGAUGCAAUUGUAUUAUUUAAUUGACAGAAUUUGGCAAGCCAAAUGCUAUUAGAAAGAUUGAUUCUUUCCUCGAUUGUUUGCUGCAACCGUAUAUAUAAAGAUAUAUAAGAAGAAGUAUAUGUAUAUAUAAACACACAUAUACACAUAAAACGCGCGCGUAUAAUAGAAUUUUAGAGUCAAAAAAAAGAGAGAAAGGAAUUUUAAAUCAAUAUAAAAUACGAGGGAAGAAUGAUGGAAGAAUAACAUUUACAUCACCACGCGAUGUUCUGCAAUAUUUUUUUUUGUGUUAUCCAUUUUAUAUGAAAUGGAAUUUGAUUUUAAGCGCCGCGGAGACGUUGUAAUAACGUAAUUGUAAUUCCCUUUUUAAUAACUCGACUGAUUUUACUUCUUUUUAUUAUUACUAUAUUAUUAUUACUAUAUUUUUAUUAUUAUUACUGUCAACAUCACUAUUACUAGCGCUACUAUUGCUCCUACUACUAUUAUCGCUACUACUAUUAUUACUAUUCUAUCACUAUUACUACUAUCAUCGCUACUAUCACACUCACUACCGUUACGGUUGCUCUUUACUAUUACUAUACUCCGUCUAGAGAAUGAGCAUACUUAAAGGGUUGCCGCUUUGUCGCAUAAGUUAAUCUGCGCAUACAUUGAAACUUAAUCUCAAACUGUGCCGAGAACGUACGGUCAACGUACAGCGGCAUGUAUGCUUUGUAGUUGGCGCACAGAUCUCGUGAAUUUUUCAAUUUGCUUGACGGAUUUCAUCCCACUUUUUUUUUCUUUUUUUUCUUGUUUUUAUAAGAUGGUAAACUAAAUGCAAGUAAAUAUACAAUAAUGAAUAUUAAGGGCCUUAUGUGAAGAGAGAACGAGCAAACGUAUGAGGUGUAGAAAUUUGAUAUUAUAAAGUAGCAGCGAAAUUUCGAGGGAGGUAGACUGGCGCUGUACGUUACGGCGCGACAUCGAAAUCUGUGGCUUUAAAUUAUAAGCAUACACCGUAUCUAAUCUAUUUAGCAUGUGUUAAAAGUAGCGUCGCGAGUAACGUAGCAUAAUAUUUUUUCGUGCAAGCAGAAAAUUAAAUUUAUUAAAUCGCAUAACGCUAGCGAAUAAUAACCGAUUAACCGUGAAAUAAGGAAAAAAAAAUAUAUAUAACGAAAGACUGAAUAAUUCACGCGCCACGAUCCGUCGAUAAUUAGAUUAUGGAUAUUUAGAUUAUGGAUAUUUAGAUUAUAUAUUUAGAUAUAUCCUGGAUGCUUCAUUGUCCCUUCCGUUCGCACGGACCUCGUGGGCGCGUGAAUAGAAUAAUUGGAGAAGACUGCGAAGAAAAGGAAAAACUUGUCAAAAUAAUUAAGAAUUAGCAAGCGCGCGAGACCUAGAAAGCUAGGAGAGAUUAAAAAAAAAUAAAUGGAAAAUGGAAUAAGGUUAGUUAAUUAGUAUACAUUAUAUUAGUGAUUAUUGUAACAAUUAUAUUCUGCUAGAGGAUAAUACGUGUAAGAUCGCGCGGUGAUUUCUCGAAUCCAGGAGUAUCCUGCUAUGUAAAACUAAGAACUUGUAUAUUUAGUGAUAACCGUAAACACACUGAAGGGAUGAUCAUACUUAAUCAUAAUUUCGUUUCACACACGCGGUAUCUUUUAUUCGAUCAGUGGCAAUAGCAGCAACAUUAUCACCAAAACUGUAUCCGAUCGGUUGUAUACAUAUAUUAUUGCGAAGGAUGUCACUCCACGAAUUCCAAGAGAAACGAUCAAAAGCUAGUCAAACGAUAAGUUUCUAAUUUCUACCAGUAUAGUUAAUUAAUUGUACAUUAAAUCUACACAUAUUACCAGAAUUACAUAGGGCGACACACAUUCGACAAAGAGGACGCAUGCAAUUCACACAGAGACAUGUACACACACGUACGCACUCGCAGAUACACAUACACACACACAUUCACACAUACUUACGUUCACAUUCGCCACGUUACAUACGCAAUAAGUAAAGCGAUCCGAGCGAGAACGCAUGUGAAAAAGCUCAAAGACUGCUCCUAAGCGACAUCAGGAAUUUCAUUCAGCGUAGAAUUACUACUUAUAUAUUUCAUCUAAUCGAAAAAAAGCGCAUCUUCUAAUCUCCAACUGACAAAGGCAGGACCUGAAUUGUAUUAAAGGAUGCAAAGAGAUUUUAUCCGCAUAUACAUAUAGCGAUCUGAGCUAAGGAAAGAAAAAAAGAAAGAGAAAAGGAAAAAAAAGCUGCAAUCAAUCCUGCCGAGGAUCGAAGCCGCCGCUAUGUUAAUUUUCUGCCGAUCGAUCAUUAAUUUAACGUCAUUGUUGUUUGUGGUAAGCUUUACAGACUAGUAUAAACAUAUGUACUUAGUACUUUGCACAAUCUCUGUCAGGAUCGAUGGACGCUUGCCUUGCUCAAAAUUAACUGUCGGCGGCGGUUUGUUACGUGAUUCUAUGAAAACGUGAAGGCUGACUGUGCGUGCGAACGAGUGAAAACGAACGGAUAAACAAAUCGAGAAAAUGUUUGACUGAAACGUUUGAUCGCAAAGUGGAAAAUCACAAGGAGAUUAAUAUAUAUUCUAUACAUAAAAAACAAACACUUCGAGUAAUCGUGAAAGAAGCGUUGUCUUUCAAUAUAAGAUAAAUGUUAAUAAUAAAUGUAAAAAAUGCACGUUUUGCAUUUUGUAGUUAUAAAAAAAAGAUGCAAAAGUCUGACACAGUUACCGAAAUAGUGAAUAAAAUGGUAGCGAAGGUUCAUAAAAAUGAACACGAAAUUUUUCCAUUUUUUAAAGUUUGUACUUGCAUAUUAAUGGAACGAUAUACUUCGUCUCGAUACGAUAUCAAUUCUGUUAGUAUGUAAAUAUUAAUGAUUCACGUUUGUGAUUUCUUGUGAUUUUCCAAUUAGUUGGUUAUCUGCACAUACACACGCGUGUGCACAUUUUAUUUGCUUGACUCGUUACAUUCAUAUCGGGUUCUCUAGCUAUCCUUUUGACUUGGAUAGCGGUAAAAUGUACCACGCUCGCCAUGUUCUGUUAUCCGCUCGUUGACCUCGGUUCAGGAUAGACGCGAAAGUAGAUAUGUACUUGGGUGAAAACUUCGCGGAUUAUACUUUGGCCGGACACUUGCAGCAACCAUUGACUGCUUAAGAAUUGCGCUGCUGAUGGAUUACAGUAGUAGUAAAUUGGUGGAAUGAUUUUCCUUGAUUGCGAUUUCGAGGACAAGAUUGUGCGAGUUUCCGGCUGAAGAUAUUUACGAGGAGACCCGGAUAGCAAAUGGUAAUUAGAUCCAAUGUGGAUAAGUAUAGAACCGAUACGUCGUAGCGACUGAUUUUAUUUUAAAGCGCAUCGCGCGACCGGAAAGCACGCCGCGAGACGCUUUUUUUCUUGUACGCGGGAUGCUUUCGCAUCACCGCUGGAGUACUAGUGUUCACGUUUUGCCGCAGCUUCUCCGGAUAAUAUUAGAUAAGUCGUAAUAAGACCCUUCGUCAGAUUGCUAACCGGGAUACCUUAGUCAUAAGCUGGGGCAACUUGUAAAAAAUGCAAUUUUUGUACUGUUAUAAAAAGUUAAAUAGACGGAGGUACACUGACGUUGUAGCGUGAAAAAACAUUUUUCAAUAAAAGAUUUUUCAUA
Molecule: messenger RNA, 6147 nt
Organism: Solenopsis invicta (red fire ant)
Lineage: Eukaryota; Metazoa; Arthropoda; Insecta; Hymenoptera; Formicidae
Gene: smg
Product: protein Smaug homolog 1
Exons: 9
Coding region: 319-2172 (617 amino acids)
Biological process (GO): negative regulation of translation; regulation of DNA-templated transcription; nuclear-transcribed mRNA poly(A) tail shortening
Cellular component (GO): P-body
Molecular function (GO): protein binding; mRNA binding; translation repressor activity
Source: RefSeq, a predicted model, not a curated record